Messenger RNA from Limanda limanda (common dab), 1818 nucleotides. Its product is annotated as polypeptide N-acetylgalactosaminyltransferase 10-like. Bases 1 to 1818 code for a protein of 605 amino acids. The transcript has 12 exons. Gene Ontology annotation, cellular component: Golgi apparatus. Lineage: Eukaryota; Metazoa; Chordata; Actinopteri; Pleuronectiformes; Pleuronectidae. The record is from RefSeq and is a predicted model, not a curated record.
AUGAGGCGGAAGGAGAAGCGGCUGCUGCAGCUCGCCGGGCUGCUGCUGGCGGCGCUGCUCUUCCUCCCCAACGUGGGGCUGUGGUCUCUGUACCGGGACCGGCUGCUGGACCCGUCCCCGGACCCGGUGUCCGCUCCGGGACGACUGCCCCCCGUGCAGGAGGUGAACCAGAGGAGGAAGGUGGCUCAGGUGGGACUCGAUGGCGUGCGGCGGACGGACUGGCACGACUACGAAGGGAUCAGGAGAGACGCCGCCCGCGUGGGUAACGGUGAGCAGGGGAAGCCGUUCCCUCUGUCAGAGACCGACCAGGUCGACCAGGCGUACCGAGAAAACGGCUUCAACAUCUACGUCAGCGACCGGAUCUCCCUCAACCGCUCGCUGCCAGACAUCCGCUCCUCCAACUGCAAACAGAAGCUGUAUGCGGAGAAGCUUUCCAACACCAGCAUCAUCAUCCCGUUCCAUAACGAGGGCUGGUCGUCGCUGCUGAGGACCGUCCACAGCAUCCUGAACCGCUCGCCGCCACAGCUCAUCGCAGAGAUCAUCCUGGUGGACGACUUCAGCGACAAAGAGCACCUGAAGGCUCCGCUGGAGGAGUACAUGUCCCGGGUGCCCAAGGUUCAAAUCCUGCGCACGAAGAAGAGGGAGGGGCUUAUCAGGACUCGCCUGUUGGGGGCCGCGGCCGCUAAAGGAGAAGUCAUCACCUUCCUGGACUCUCACUGCGAAGCUAAUGUCAACUGGCUGCCGCCGCUGCUGGACCGAAUCGCCCAGAACAGGAAGACCAUCGUUUGUCCGAUGAUCGACGUGAUCGACCACGACAACUUCGGCUACGACACGCAGGCGGGCGACGCCAUGCGAGGGGCGUUCGACUGGGAGAUGUACUACAAACGCAUCCCCAUCCCCCCCGAGCUGCAGAGGGACGAGCCCAGUGAACCCUUCGAGUCUCCAGUGAUGGCGGGCGGACUCUUCUCUGUGGACAGGAAGUGGUUCUGGGAGCUCGGAGGAUACGAUACGGGUCUGGAGAUCUGGGGAGGAGAACAGUACGAGAUCUCCUUCAAGGUGUGGAUGUGCGGUGGUCGGAUGGAGGACAUCCCCUGCUCCAGGGUGGGACACAUCUAUAGGAAGUACGUCCCCUACAAGGUCCCUGGAGGGAUCAGCCUGGCAAAGAACCUGAAGCGCGUGGCCGAGGUGUGGAUGGACGAAUAUGCAGAAUAUGUCUAUCAACGCCGGCCCGAGUACCGCCACCUGUCGGCCGGAGACAUGACGGCACAGAAAGAGCUGAGGAACCGGCUGAACUGCAAGAACUUCAAGUGGUUCAUGAGCGAGGUGGCGUGGGACCUGCCCAAGCACUACCCGCCGGUGGAGCCCCCUGCUGCUGCCUGGGGGGAGAUCCGAAACAUGGGCAGCGACAUGUGCAUGGAGAUCAAGCACUUUGUGUCGGGCAGCCCCAUCCGCCUGGAGGGCUGCGUGAAGAGUCGCGGCGAGGUGGGCUGGAGUCACGGACAGGUGUUGACAUUCGGCUGGAGGGAGGACAUCCGGGUGGGCGACCCCAUUCACACCAGGAAGGUUUGCUUCGACGCCGUGUCCCACAGCAGCCCGGUCACGCUGUACGACUGCCACGGCAUGAAGGGCAACCAGCUGUGGCGCUACAGGAAGGACAAGAGUCUGUAUCAUCCCGUCAGUAACAGCUGCAUCGACAGCAGCCCCAACGAGCGGCGCGUCUUCAUGAACUCGUGCGACUCGUCCUCGCCGAGCCAGCAGUGGCUGUUCGAGAGAACCAACGCCACCGUGCUGGAGCGCUUCAACCAGGACGCCAACUGA